AUUAUGCAUAUUUAUUAUUGACCUCUACAAUAAACAAAGUGUGGUCAGGUUUGUUUUUAAAACUUGAAACGACCUUCGAAUAAAUCUUAAGUUUUUUUUAGCUUGUUUAACUACCAGUCUAGUGACAUUUUGCCCGAGAGUUUUUCAAUGUACUUACCUACUUAGGCAGGUUGUUCUACUGGUUAACUUCUACGAGUUGUAGAGCAUCCUACUCACGCAUUUUGUCCUCAAUCAGACUAGUCGAAGUCGUAUUAAAAUAUGUAGAGCUUUGUAAUGAAUAAGUUUUCCUUGGAAAAUCAGAUUUUAAUUUAUGUUUUGUGUGAAUUGUUUGUUUGUUUAUUUUAAUCGAGAUUUUGUUAGUAUAAUUUUACCGCGUUCGAGACUUAAUUACCUACAAGAGGUUAGAUAUUUUACUGCGAUGAAAUCAGCGCGAUAAGGACUGUUUCGUCCGUCGCAAAUUGCGAGUGUGUGUAUUCUCAAAAUGUUGCGACGUAACAUUAAAUUCUACCCAAUAUUUUUCGGGAUUUUCGUCAUAUUUCUGAUAAUAACCAGAUUUCUAAACGACUCAAAGACCUUUGCUGUAUCAGUGACACCCGAAAGCAUACAACAACAAUCAUCGAUCACGGAAAAUCUUCAGCAGCCAUCAACCUAUUCUGACGAUGACGCUGAAAGGGUUUUAAGAGAGCAGCGCUUGAAGAUUUCGGCGGAGUUGUCCCGGUAUAACGUGAGUGCCGGUGAGGAGCUAUACCUGGAGGCAGGGGGCCGGCCGGUGCGCACCGUGCUGGUGUCGGCCUGGCGCUCCGGGUCCACCUUCCUGGGAGAGAUCCUCAACGCUGUUCCCGGCAACUUCUACCACUAUGAACCGUUGCACAAAUUCAAAAAAAUACAAAUCCGAGGACCGCCGCAAAGCGAUAGCGCCUUGAAGCUCCUGAAGAAUAUGUUAAAUUGCAACUACCAAGAUAUGAACGAUUAUUUUGAAUUUGGUAGAUUGCAUUCGUACCAGCUGACCCAUAAUACGAGGCUGUGGGAGAAUUGUGUGGCGAAGAGGGAGUUGUGUUUGGAUGCGAACUUUACGUCCAGGUUCUGCAAACUAUUCCCUUUCCAUAGUAUGAAGUUAGUGCGUAUGAGGUUGAAGUUGAUGGAGGAUAUCUUACGGGAUAAAGAUUUCCCCAACCUGAAGGCGGUGCUGCUAGUGCGCGACCCGCGCGGCGUGCUGCAGUCCCGGCAGCACGCGUACUGGUGCCGCCCCGCGCCCGACUGCUGGGACCCCGCGCGUGUCUGCGGGGACCUGGUCAGCGACUACCGAGCCGCACAGGACCUGCACGAGAGGUUCCCCGGUAGAGUCACCUGGCUGCGCUACGAGGACCUCGCCCUGGACUACAGCACCCAGACGCGGCGCCUGUUCCGCUUCCUCGGGCUGGACGUGAGCGCGGCUGUGCAGGAGUUCCUCGACUCGCACACUAACCAGCAGGACUCGUACAUCUACUCCACGUAUCGGGUCACCAGCGAGGUGCCCUUCAAGUGGAAGAAGGCGCUCAGCUUCGAGUUCGAUGCGUGUGUCGAAGCGAUGGAGCUGUGGGGCUACCGACCCGCGCACAACCGCAGCCACAUGCAGAGCGAAGACUUCGUGCCCAUCGGCCCCUACCAAGUCAAAUUAUGACCAUUAAAAUAAAUAAACUACGUCCAUAAAAUUAAUAAUGAGUUUGGUAUACUUACAGCAAAUUUACCCCUACUAGUAGUAGUGUCCUAUGAGUACUACAGUAGGUAUAUAGUUGUCUUAGCAGCCACAUCCCAAAUUAUGAGAUUGACCCAUGAUUCAUUCACCUAUUGCUGUUGGCCGGUUGCACCCGUACCGCUAGCUAAAUGUGGCAUCAUUUCACAAUGUGGUAAGUAGUUAAAAUAACGUAAAACAAUAACAGAACCACCAACCCGCACUUGGUCAGCGUGGUGGACUUGGCCUAAACCCUUCCUUCAUUGGAAGGAGACCCGUGCCCCAGCAGUGGGGACGUAAUGGGUCGUGAUGAUGAAUAACAGAACCUUCAAAAAUGCAAACCUCGGAUGGUACUGAUUCUGAGGAGGAAAUAUUGACUCAUGUCAUGUCAACUUGUUCUGAAUGUGCAUUUGAACGCAGUUAACUUUGGCUUGCACAGUUCGCAACAUAGACAUAGUAUGCACAUUAGACUUGGGCUUUUUACUCCAGCACAAUGAAAUCCUUUAUUUCAGUUUCUCCAAUCUGAAGGUGGUGCUGCUCGUCAGGGACCCUCGUGGCGUGCUGAGCUCCCGCCAGACGCACUCCUGGUGCCGCACCUGGCCGGACUGCUGGGACCCCGCGCUCCUGUGUGGAGACAAUGGCCAGCGACUACGUGGCACUACACGCUUGGGCCAAGUUUCCGAACCGACUCACGUUCUGCGGUGCGUUUUGAGGAUCUGGCGCUGAACUACACUCGCGAGACAAGGAGGCUGUUCCAGACCCUCGGAAGGUCCAUGGGGGUGGCAGUGGAGGACUUCUUCAAGGCUCAUACACACAACGCAAGGGACAAAACCGCAUACUCCACCUUCAGGGUGUCUCACAAUGUACCAUUCCAGUGGAUAAAAUACCUCGAUUACCAAUUUGUCAAACAGAUACAGGAGGUGUGUUUGGAGGCGAUAUCCCUGUGGGGCUACCGCGCGGCGCUGAGCGCGGGGCACAUGCGGAGCCGGCACUUCCAGCCCGUCGGCCCGUGUGGCGUCACUCAGGCCGUGCCCGUCAUCUGACAUCGCUACACUGAUGACUUCCUUGCUGUGGUUCUGACUGCGUCAUGCAAGUUAUUGUUAAGAUUUUCUUUGCAAUAUUUAUUAGUAUUUUAUUCUGACGUAUGUAGGUAAGUAAUGUGCUUAUAUAAAUACACCCGUGUUCGCUCGCUCAAUAGGGGUUUUUGCAUAAGUACCUACUGAGUACUACCUGAGGUGGUAUAUAUGGUUCAGGCGGGGAAAGCGCAGAUCUCUUAUGAGAUGAAUUAUUUAUUUAUUAU
Molecule: messenger RNA, 3011 nt
Organism: Plutella xylostella (diamondback moth)
Lineage: Eukaryota; Metazoa; Arthropoda; Insecta; Lepidoptera; Plutellidae
Source: RefSeq, a predicted model, not a curated record